Molecule: messenger RNA, 4234 nt
Organism: Agrilus planipennis (emerald ash borer)
Lineage: Eukaryota; Metazoa; Arthropoda; Insecta; Coleoptera; Buprestidae
Exons: 14
Coding region: 97-4137 (1346 amino acids)
Biological process (GO): ribosome biogenesis
Cellular component (GO): nucleolus
Source: RefSeq, a predicted model, not a curated record
CUAAUUAUUAUAAUCUGCGAACAGAACUUAACCUACUCGUUAUUUAUAUAAAUUAUUACAACAAUUUUAAAUAUAAACAUUAACAAAUAAUAGAAUAUGAAGUUAAGAAACGAACUAUUAAGUAUAUUGGAAAAUAAAAAUGAAUCCUUUGGUAAUCGCCUCAAACUAGCCGACACCAUUAUAAGAAUCCCGGAAAAAUUGUUAGAGGACGAAGAAUCUAUUAUUAUCAGAUGGCUUUUAAAUGAAAUAAAUCACGAAAGCCCUGAAUCAUGGGAAAUAUUACUUUCUUGGUUAACAUCAGAAAAGUUGAACUGUGUGUUUAAUGCUAAUUCUAUAACUUUGAAUCUUCUUAUACAAGCUAUUUUAAUUAAUAUACAGAAAGUUAACAGCCAUCUCAAAGAAACAUUGAUAAGUAUUUCUUUGUUAAUUCUAGAAAACAAUGUCCCUCAAAGUUUUAUCAAGUCAAACAUAAGUGAUUAUUGCUGUUUUCUGUUUACAGUUAUAAAUGAGAUAGAUAAUCCACUAUCUUUAGCAAAAUUUUUGGAUAAAGAUAUUUUAUACAACAAAAAUGUUGUUACCAACAAUACUUUCAUAUUAUAUUUUGUCAAUAGUGGAAUAAGUAUUUUAACAAAAGUUAGAAAAAAAUUUUGUGGUAAUCAAAAUGUUUGCAGAAGUAUUUCAACAUUCAUCGAAAAGGGCAUUUUUCAACAUAGUAAAAAGGCUUUUGAUUUAUACUACUCCAAGUUAUUUGAAGACAAAAAAUGUUCAGAAGAAAUAUUUUUUCCAAAAUUGUUACUUAAUCAAUUAAAGACUGCUGUGUCUACGAAUAGAAUAGACACACAAAUCAUGUUUGAAAUAAUAUUUGAAUCUUAUAACUAUUGCUACCAAAAUGAUUUUGGAAGCAUUUACAAAUUUAUCAUUUUAAUUCUUGAUAUGCUGGGAUUUUCACAAAAAAUAUUAUUGGAAGUCAAACUGAAUGAUUCACAAAAUUUGAAUUUAAAUUGCACAGAAGCUCUGGAUAUUAUUGCUAGUAUAUUUAGGAUUUUAACUUCAAAUAAUAUUGAUUUAAAUUGUAAAGUUAAAGAAGUAACAUUUGAGAGUUUUCUAGAAGACUUUAUAGUUUCAUUAGUAGCAGCAGUGAGACAUCCAACUGAAGAUGUAUAUGAUAUUUUCUUGCAUCUUUCAUCAAUUGCCCCUCUUUCAAUUGAGAGGAAGCUAGAUAUUUUAUUGCCUUAUUUCCUACUUACAACAAAACACAAUGAGAAAUAUCCACAAUUAUUAAAUAUCUUUAUGGAUAUAUUUGCAAAAUUACACAGACUGCAAAGUUUUGUUUCAAAAAUGGUAAAACUAAUGAAGGCUCAUUUGUGUAACCAUAAUGACACACAUGAUAUUUAUAAUAUUGAAACACUAAACAUUGAUUCAAUGUUUCCAAAACUUGUGCAAGAUAAUUUUACAAAUUCUUUGGCAGCAUUGGCUAGUUGGCAAGUUAUGAACAUUUUUAAAACCCUUAUUUUCCAUCUUAAUGAAGUUCAUGACGAUUUACAAACAUUAGCAGAUGAUUUUAGAUAUGUGCUCUACGUUGAGAUUAUCAGCAUGCUUACUUGUCUUUUACUGAGUACCACUAGAAUAGCCGAGCAUACGAUUUCCGAAACCAUUGUAGAUAACUUCAUUUGUGGAAUGAAAGAAUUACAAGAUAUUAUUAAGAGUUUUGGAAUUUCUCUUGUUAAGAGGGAGCAUAAUCCAAGAUUAAUGUAUGCCUACUUAAAUAUCUGUUAUAACUGGGCAGAUUUAUCAAUACUAAUGAAAUGUCAUUUAAAUAGAAGAAACAUGCACUUCAAUCUAACUCUUGACAGUGAUAAUACUGGGUAUAACAUAACUUCCAUCCAUCCCUACUUAACAAGAGAUCAGUGGUGUCUUAUUGCAGAAAGAAUUACAAAUUUUGGGGAAGCUCCUUGUAAAAAAAUAAUGCAUAAACUGUUAGUUCAAAAAUUAAAGGCCUUAUUUAUUUUUGAAAAGGAAUUUUAUGAAGAAGUUGAAACGAGCGUUAUAAGAAUUAUUAACAAGAACAUCGAUAGUACUUGGGAAGAUUUAUUGUGUGAUAAUUUUGCAUUAAAACACAUUGGUCCAAGAUUAGAUAAAACUUCUUUAUUGCAAUUAUCUGAAAUUAUUUUUAAACAAUUCCAUAAAAGUGAUAAUAUAUUUCUUAAAAGAAAUGCUGAAAUUUCAAAUUGUGAAGCUUUAAUUUCAGCCAUACUUUAUACAAAUCUAUCAAAAAUAAGUGGCUUAUUUAAAGGAAAGAGAAAACAUGGUGAAUCAGCUGUAAAACAAAUGAGAACAUACACCUUUUUUUGUAAUAUUCCUUGUGAUAUUAUUCUUUCUAAUGGCAAUACAACUGCAGAUGAGUUCGAUGUUGUUUUAAGUAAUUUUAUUACAACAGCAAAUCUAAAAGAUACGGAUACUAAAGAUGAUUUUAAUGAAAAGAAAAUUUACGAAUAUUUAGAAAUAUUUGGAAAAUUACCGGUCCUGUUUUUGUCACAAGAAGUUGAAACUGCUCUUUUUCUCUAUUUUAUAAUAAUUCUGUUAGAUUUGAAACUUCUUCAGUCUGCUGUAAGUGAAAACUGCGAGAGGAUUAUUAUUGGUUUUCUAAAAAAUGAAAAAAUUCUUUUUGAUAGAAUACCAAACAUGGAUUUUAUUUUGCAAACUAUAUUAAAAUGUUUUAACAAUUAUGAAGAGGCUUUUGCUCUUCUGUGUAUUAAUAUACUUACAAAGUAUAAUGGUAGCAAUUUAUUAGAAGUGAAAAAAGAAUAUAAAUUAGUAGAAGGUAUUAAAAAUUUUUUAUUGCCAAAUAUAAGAGAACCAAAAUAUUUACAACUUGCAAUAGUUACUAUUAAACAGAUAAAUAAGUUCAAAAAGUUGAAAAUAUCACAAGAAGGGAAAAAUGAAAUUUAUACUUUGCAAUUACAAAUGUUACUUGGUUGUGCUAAACUCUUAGAGGAGGUAGAUUUAUUUUCGCAACCGCAUUUUAUUGAAUGUUACAAUUUAGUUUUGAAGCAUGCAUUAGAUAAAGAAGAUGAAACAAUUCUGCCACAACUUAUAUUAAAGUUGGAAGAUUGUCUUAAUAACAUAUGUGUGGCAAGAGAAAGAGCAAACGUACAAGAAUGUGUUAAAUUAUUUAUAACAAUUUUUCAUUAUAAAAAUAAAAUAAAUGUUGACACUAGUAUUGCAACCAAGACAUGGGAUUUUUGCAAAUCUAUUGAUAUUCAUGAAAGUGAAUGGGAAGAAUAUUCGAAGCUGAUUAUUUUACUCUUUGAACAUAUGUCAAAUGAGGAAUUCUCAGAAGCUUCUCAUGAAUUAUUACAAAUUAUCACUGAUGAAAUUCACAAAAAUGAAACAAAAGGUGUUUAUUUAUUACUUAAAAAAUGUAGUUCAGUUUUAAAUUGCAAUUUUAAUCCUACAAAAACCGAAACAUGGCAAAACGUUUUGGAGAAUCUUUUUAAAUUUUUGUUAGCGUACGUAACGAUUAGUCAAAAUGGCGAUUUUAUCCUAAAUUCACUUAUUGAACUGGAGCUGAAUUUGAUUAAGUCGGUCCAAUUUCAUAUAUCUAGUUCUCUCAUGGAUUACAUUUUCGUAACAGUUUCAGUUUUUAUCGCUAAAAGUGAUACUGAUUUUACGGAAGUUUUCAAUUUAAAUUCCACAGUUUUAGAAUGUCUCUUGAAAUUUCGCAAAGUUCUCAUCAUGGAUAGACUCGCUUCUUUUUUAAAAUUGUAUAGGAUUUUACUUAGCAAGUUAUGUUUAAAAAGUAAUGUUGAAUUACCAAACAGCACCACUGAAGCUGUCAAACUUUCAAAUUGUGCUCUUAAGUUAGAAAGAAUAACAUUCAAGUUGGCCUCCAAUGGAAAAUACAUUGCACGAAUUUCUCCCUAUUUAAUUGCAGAUAUAUUAAACGAAUAUGAACGGGUUACAUUACUUCCUGACGUAAAAUUUCAUUUAAAUAAUUGCCUCUACAAUUUGAUGCCACUUUGUGAUCAUCAUGCCAUAUCCUAUUGUCUACGAAUUUUAAGUCCUUCAUCAGCAGAGUUAUUCAAAGUUGUUCAUGGAAAUUAUAAAAAAUACUAUAAAUUUACAGGAAAGGUGUAACAUAAUACAAAUAUGUUUUUGUUCUAUGACAACUACAUAGUUUUCAUAUUUUUUACAUGACAUGUUUAUAAUACACAGUUUAUAAUAAAAAAUAGUU